This is a messenger RNA of Guillardia theta CCMP2712, 4680 nucleotides long. RefSeq lists its product as hypothetical. The record is from RefSeq and is a predicted model, not a curated record. NCBI's taxonomy places the organism in Eukaryota, Cryptophyceae, Pyrenomonadales, Geminigeraceae. The coding region runs from base 1 to 4680 and encodes 1559 amino acids. The transcript has 29 exons.
AUGGACGAAAGGGAACUGCUCUGUUUCCUUGCAUCGAACCGCCCGCUCCACCAGAAGGUCGAGGCCUCACAGUCAGCCAUGAAGCAAGCUCUGCGUGCUACGGGCUCAGUUGACAGCGAGAUAAGAGAGGGCAGAUCCUUGCUAUCCCCUGGCAACCCUCAGGUAUUCAGGGGCUCCGAUAAAGUGUUAGAUGCGAUCUUUGCCUUUUCCUCCAACGUUCUCAUCCGAUCAUCAAAUCUCCACAAAGAUGCAGGAAAGAGAGCGAACGAUAGUCCGUCCUACCUCAACCCACAAGUUUGGACUGUACUGGAGCAAACUUUGACUACUUCAUCUGUGAAGAUGCGAUCAAGCGUAACUUCAGUGAGCGUACAUCUACUCAAGCCUAUCUCCCUUGUCUUCCAUCAACACUUUCUCAACUUGGAGCGCAAGGUCAAAACUUGUAUAGAAAGCAACAACAUGUCUCCUGAGCAAGAAGAGACUGUAUCGUCGAGCUUCUCAAUCGCCUUGAAUGUUCUCAAUCUCCUCCGGACGGUUCACAAGUUAUCCUUCCAACCCACAACAGCGAUCGUAGGAAACUUUGUUCUUGAUCAUACAGUCAAUCUCAUCAAGGUUGUCAACGACUACGUCGAUUUGAAACGAGAGAUAGCGAUCGGGAAACAUGAGAGCAAAUCAGGAAUGAAAUCUGAUUCACUGGACGCUUCAUUGUUUUCAGCGCUACAAUCUGCGAGUGACGUUAUCUUUUCGAUGAAACCGUUCUUACUGCAAGUCAACAAUCCAAGGAAGAAUUUUCUCCUUGCUGUGGACACCUUUCUUGAUCCUCUCAUUAACCUGUUUCAAAUCUCCCGACAAGCAAAGUUGAGCUGUGAUAAGAAAUUCAACGAUCUGAUCACUGGAAUCUACGAAGACUUUGAAUCCAUGGUGUCAAGCAUGUUGUUUGAUGUCGAUCACUUGUCUGAAUUCGAGCUUGCCUUCUCCUUUCAUCGUGACGAGACCUCGAAACAAGACAAGAACAAUGUCAACGGGCAAGACAAGAAAGGAAAGCAGGGCAAAGGAACUUACAGGGGCAGCAACAUACAGAGUUAUCAUACGUCCCUGUUUGAAAAGCUUCGGACUCUCCUCAAAGGUGAGAAGUCAGAUGGGAAAGAGACGGUCGACAAAGACUUAGUGUUGUGCUUCCUUCCGAGACUGCUUCAUGUUUUCUUGAACACACGUCGGGAGUACGAAGAGCAGGAAGAUCGGAGAAAAGAGCACGACUCUGAUAAGAACGCGAACUUGCUCCAAGAUGACAACGAUGUUCGCAAACGAAAGAAGAUCAAAGUUUCACAUUCGGAGAGUAUGAUGAUGAUGAUGAUGAUGAUGAUGAUGAUGAUGAUGGAGAUGAUGAUGGAGAUGAUGAUGAUGAUGAUGAUGAUGAUGAUGGAGAUGAUGAUGGAGAUGAUGAUGAUGAUGAAGAUGAUGAUGGAGAUGAUGAUGGAGAUGAUGAUGAUGAUGAUGGAGAUGGACAUAGCUCUAGACAUCGACUUCCUACGAGAACUGAUUUAUCUUACGGAGAAUCAUUCUACUUCGCAGACUGUCACCAAAGUUCAGUCAGAGCAGGAGUGCAUGGAAGUCAUAAUGACGUUUCACGUUGUCAACGCCCAUUACCUUCAGUCUCAUGAUGAAGCUCGACAGUUCUUUGCUGGCAGACUUGAUUUCAUGAUGACUAUCGGAAUGCAUUCCUUCAAUGAAGAUGUUAACAUGAGGUCCUGCAAUCUCAGGACUCAGGAGCAGGUUCUCCGCACUUUCCAGCAUUGCCUCUUCAUCGAUCACAAGCUUGUUCUUCCUUCAGCCAAGAAUCUCAUUCGCAUCGCCUCUCGUAUCAUCCACGAGAGCAGAAACGAGCCCAACAACGCAUCCUUGCUAGCAAGCAGCCAAAAUUGCAUCACGUUCCUGGUCAAGUUGUGCAAGACCAUGUGCAGUGUCAGUCAGGAAAAUCUCUUCAUCCUCAACCUCAUUUCUUCUUUUCGUCAGUUCCCUUCACCAAUGGUUGACUACAGGAUCGAUCCUUUGCUGAGAGGUCUGCGCAACGAGUUGAGGUCGCUGCCAUGGGGGCGGCUGCCGCAGAUCUGGCGAGAGCUCCUGUCCAUCAUCGUGCGACUCGCUCAAGAUCGCAUGCGAACUCUAGAUGAAGCCGCUAUCAUUGAGCUCCAGACCUCGUCCUGCUCUCAGAUUGUCUCGCCCCUGCUCUCGUGCUCCUGGAAGGCGCUCAAGUCAAAGGCUCAAAAGGGCUGGGGGAGAUGGGUCAUUGCAGCUCUGCUUCCCCUGCAGGUUGCUUUAAUUGAGCUUCACAAGCAAUCGGUUCAAGCGCAGCAAACCUUUCCUCAGCAUCUCUUCUCCAUCCUUCAAACUGACAAGACGGUCGAUGAACUCUUUGCGAUGAUGCGCGUGGGGGAGGAGCAAGAUGAGAUCUCGUUGGACUCGUCUCCUCCUCAUCUUCACGUCGCGCUUGUCGACGCUGCUUGUGAGGAAGAAGAGAACAUCAUACAAGAUGUGAUGGUGACAACGAAGAAUCUCUUUGAGAUAGACAGCAUGCAUCGUGCAUUCUUGCCAGCGGUUGUAAAAGUUGCGAGGAACAUCUCAAAGGACCUAGAGAAGGCUGUGGAGGGAGACGAGGGCACGUCUCUCAAGUGGAGCAAGAAGACUUUGUCGGCGAUUUACAAGCUGACUACCUCGGAUGACUGUAGCAAAUUCAAAGAAGAAGUCGAUUGUCUGUGGGAAAAGAAACCAGCGAAGGGAGGAGAAGAGAAAUUGAACGUGAAGGUUCAAGAUGCAGCGAAUGUGAGGAAGAUGGUGAUGAAACUUGUGCGAUUCCUCAAGUUCGUUCCUGUGGAGUUCUAUGACAUGCUUGCGAUAUCUCUUCUUCCUCUUCUUCUCUGCGCUCUUGAAGUUUUGUCUGCUUGCAUCCCACACGACGAAGAGGAGGUGCCAGUGCAAGUGUCGAGGAAAGUCUUGAGGUCGUACAUCUCUGACAUGCUCCACAAAGAUCUGUUGAGAAAGAGCAAGACCAACAUGUUGCUGUGUCGCCGUUCCUGUCAGUGGCUGGUUGACGACGAUGCACAUGUUGAAGAAAGAGAUACCAGUGAUAUCCUCUUCUUCCAUGGGCGGAUGUUGGCGAGAAGAUGUAUGACGCAACAGGCCGACGAAGACUCAGAUGUUAUCGAAAAGAUGUUUGGAGACUUGAUCUCUUGGUUGGAGAACGAUUGCUCAAGCUUGUGGACUCAAAGCAAGAAAAGCGACAAGUCCCAAGACACAGACAGCAAGUCACUGAGAGUGAGAAGGACAGUUGCGGUGCUGAAGGGAAUGGUGGCGUGUUUGAGGCGAGUGAAAAGCUGUACCAGCUAUUCACUUGCUCCUCCUGUCAAGCAGCUCACAACAAAGCUGAGUGACAUCCUGUUGAAAGGCCAUGACCGAGCCGGAGGGAAGGAGACAAACUCUCUUGGAAUAUUGCUUGCAAGCAUCAUGAUCAGACUGCUGAACUUGUACAAAUCUCCACAUUGCGCGUCCAAAGACAACCAAGUCGACAUUCUGCUGCAAUCAACACAUCUCAACGAGUUUCUCCUCAAGUGCCUGGGAGACAGCACAAGUGAAAUAGUUACCUGCCAAACUCUCACCCAAGGCUUGCAGGCCUCCUGCGAGUUCGCGCUAUCUUGGUGUAUGUCAUUCCAUCGGCUCUUUGCAGAUCACCACGAGUCGUUCUCUGCCAUGUUGGCGCUUAUCAUUGCGUUUGACAGCAACAAGUUCAAACAAGACAAGAACUCGCUGGCUGCGAUCAUGGACGCGAGUUCGGCCAGCACAGACAAGUGGAGCGAGAAGGCGUUCUUGUCCCUCAUCUCAAACUGCACGCGCAACGAGCUCGGGCUGACAUGUCGUUGUCUGCUCAUGGAGUUUUCUCGAGUGAUGAAGAUGAAAGUCACUGUGGAUGUUCACCAUCAGUUCGUCAAGGUUGUCUCCCUGAGCAGGAGCUUCCUUCAGUCCUUCUCCUCUGAGUCCAAGCGAUGGGGGCUGGUUGCUCCGCUCCUCACACGAUUCAUGUCCAUGGUAAGCACAGAGUACGAGCAGCAGCAGCAGCAGCAGCAGCAGCAGCAGCAGCAGCAGCAGCAGCAGCAGCAGCAGCAGCAGCAGCAGCAGCAGCAGCAGCAGCAGCAGCAGCAGCAGCAGCAGCAGCAGCAGCAGCAGCAGCAGCAGCAGCAGCAGCAGCAGCAGCAGCAGCAGCAGCAGCAGCAGCAGCAGCAGUUCUCGGACAUGUCUUCUCUGCUGACAUCUCUCGACGACAUCCAAGGGUCUUGCCUGGUCUGCUGCGAGCUUGCUGACAGCAUCUGCCUCCUCAUGAUGAAAGCCGACAACUUUCCCCUGGACACCCGCGGGGUUCACUGCGGGAUAGAGGCGGCCAUAUCCAUCCUGCUGAGCAUCGAGAGGAGUGGGGAGAGUGAGGGAGGGCAGCGGAAGAGAGUCAAGCUUGCUCAGCAUCUCUUCCCACUUGUGCAAUGUCAGACGAAGAUGAUGAAUGCUGCUGAGAGUUUGCGAGUGUCGUUCCUGUUGUCAUCCAGUGCUCGUCUGUGCUCCAAGAUCUCUUCACCAAACUUCAUUCCUCCAUCGUUUUCCUUCAGCAUUACGGCGAAGAUUGCGACGUCAAUCAACUGA